Messenger RNA from Verticillium nonalfalfae, 381 nucleotides. It is a transcript of the gene RPL22, whose product is annotated as 60S ribosomal protein L22. Gene Ontology annotation, molecular function: structural constituent of ribosome; RNA binding. Gene Ontology annotation, cellular component: ribosome. The transcript is spliced from 3 exons. Gene Ontology annotation, biological process: cytoplasmic translation. NCBI's taxonomy places the organism in Eukaryota, Fungi, Ascomycota, Sordariomycetes, Glomerellales, Plectosphaerellaceae. The record is from RefSeq and is a predicted model, not a curated record. Bases 1 to 381 code for a protein of 126 amino acids.
AUGGCUCCUCAAGCAGCGACCAAGAAGGGCACCAAGGGCCCCAAGUCCACCAAGAAGUUCAUCAUUGAUGCUUCUCAGCCCGCCAACGACAAGAUCUUCGAUGUCGCUGCCUUCGAGAAGUUCCUCCAGGACCGCAUCAAGGUUGAGGGCCGUGUCAACAACCUCGGAGACAACAUCACCAUCUCUUCCUCUGCCGACGGCAAGGUCGAGAUCGUCUCCCACAACGACCUCUCUGGCCGCUACCUCAAGUACCUGACCAAGAAGUUCCUCAAGAAGCAGCAGCUUCGUGACUGGCUCCGCGUCGUUGCCACCUCCAAGGGUGUCUACACGCUCAAGUUCUACAACGUCGUCAACGACGAGGCUGAGGACGAUGACGAGUAA